Molecule: messenger RNA, 1983 nt
Organism: Cuscuta epithymum
Lineage: Eukaryota; Viridiplantae; Streptophyta; Magnoliopsida; Solanales; Convolvulaceae
Source: the annotation of a GenBank genome assembly
AGGCGGUGCUAGGAAGGCGGAGGAGAAUAAGAAGGCGGAGGAGAAGCCGCCGCAGCCGCAUGCAGUACUGGAGCAGCUCUCCGGUGUGCAAUUUUGUGUCAACAGUCCACCGUCAUGGUCUGAGGCAAUGCUUUUGGGUUUCCAGCAUUACCUGUUAACUCUGGGCAAUAUUGUGUUCAUCCCUAAAACAAUAGUGCCUCAAAUGGGUGGUAGCAAAGUUGAAGAGGCUAAGGUGGUUCAGGUGUUACUUUUCAUUUCGGGAAUAAAUACGUUGUUUCAAUCUUUAUUUGGAGUAAGGUUACCUUCAGUUGUAGGUGGUUCAUAUGCCUACUUGAUUCCUAUAACAUCAAUCGUCCAAUCUAGGAAAUUUCAGCAGAUUCCGGAUCCUAACAUGAGGUUUGAGCACACGAUGAGGUCCAUUCAAGGAGCCCUUAUUGUAGCUUCUUGUUUUCAAGUCAUUGCUGGAUUCAUAGGUUUAUGGAGAAAUGCUACCAGGUUUCUUAGCCCUUUGUCAGUUGUUCCACUUAUCACAUUAACUGGGCUUGGGCUUUUUCAUCUGGGCUUCCCACUGAUGGCCAAGUGUGCCGUGGUGGGUAUUCCAGAAUUGUUCUUUAUAAUCCUUGUCUCCCAGUAUCUUCCUACAUGGCUAAAACUAAAAAGACCGAUAUUGGAUCGCUUUGCCGUGCUGUUUUCUGUUUCCAUUGUGUGGAUAUAUGCAGCCAUUUUGACUUGGAGUGGACCUUAUAAGACAUAUUCUGAAGAGAAUUGUCGGAUCGAUAGUUCUCGUCUUAUGAGCGGAUCCUCUUGGAUUAGCGUCCCUUUGCCAUUUCAAUGGGGAGCUCCUACCUUUAAUGCAGGCGAUGUUUUUGCAAUUCUAGCGUCUUGUUUUGUCUCUUCCAUUGAGUCUACAGCUGUAUUUUACGCUACAUCAAGAUAUGGAAGUGCUACCCCAGUGCCACCUUCUAUCAUGAGCCGAGGUGUCUGUUGGCUUGGGGUAGGGACUUUGCUUAGUGGGCUUUUUGGUGGACUCACGGGCCCUUGUGCAACAGCAGAAAAUGCUGGUCUCUUGGCGUUAACAAAAGUUGGAAGCCGAAGAGUUGCUCAGAUAUCUGCAGGCUUCAUGAUUUCUUUUGCCAUAUUAGGGAAAUUUGGAGCACUUUUCGCCUCGAUUCCUAUGCCAGUAAUGGCAGCCUUGUAUUGUGUCUUCUUUGCAUAUGUUUCUUCAGCCGGUCUAGGUUUCCUUCAAUUUUGCAACUUGAAUAGUUUUAGAACAAAGUUUAUACUAGGAUUUUCCUUGUUCAUGGGACUAUCACUGCCUCAAUACUUCAAGGAACAUCAAAUCCUGUUUGGAUCAUAUCCCGUUCAUACACAUGCUAGAUGGUUUAAUGAUAUAAUAUCGGUUAUCUUCAUGUCACAUGCAACGGUGGCGAUUAUAAUUGCUGAGUUUCUGGACCGUACUCUGCCUAAUAAUGAUACUAAAGAUAACGGCUCGUAUUGGUGGCAAAAGUUUGUGGCCUAUGGAAGGGAUGUAAGAAGUGAUGAAUUCUACAAGUUGCCAUUCAAGCUCAAUAGGUUUUUCCCAUCUUAUUAGAACUGAGCUAGCUUUGAAUUUUGUUAACAUUACUAGAAAUAUAUAGCUAAUUUCUUAUACAUUCGAUAAUUUUUGUUUGUUUGGUAUUUUGAUCAUUCUCAUUCUUGAAACAAAAUAUUAACACAAACUAGUAGCCUUGGUGAAUGAACCCAAAUUAUGCUAACUUGAUGAUUACUUAGUCCAACCUAACUUGCUCCAAUCCUCCUAAUCCUCCUAUAGUCCAAUACUUGUGUCCCAAUUGCAAAUUCCCAAUGAAUGAUUGUUCAUUUGACCCCGCCCUUUUAAGUCGUUGAGAAGCUAAAUUCAAUUUACAUACAGCUAUUAUGGAAAUUUCAAUUUCCGAAUUUUAGAAAUUGAAAUGUCCAUGGAGAAUGCUAUUAAUUCAAAACUAC